Molecule: messenger RNA, 339 nt
Organism: Dibothriocephalus latus
Lineage: Eukaryota; Metazoa; Platyhelminthes; Cestoda; Diphyllobothriidea; Diphyllobothriidae
Source: the annotation of a GenBank genome assembly
AUGUCUCUCAAGGACAGUUUCGUCAGUAAAGAAAAGAACACAAAGAAGAACGGCAAGCUGCCUCUUUCGCGUCCUCGGACGAAUCUCCGCGAGCUCGCCAAAGACUCCCCCACUGACGGUUCUGCGCGCAAGCUGGGUGGCACAAGCACGCCUAGUGCGGCCACUGAAUCGAUCAGACCAGUGUCAACUGUGGGCGAUGGAGAAAAGCCGGCAGGGGCAGCGGCAUGUGGCAUCAAUCCCGCCGACGUUCAGCAGCUAUUAGACGACAUGCGGAAGAUGAAGAUCAUCAUCAAGGGUCAUGAGAGACGGAUCAAACAGUUGGAGGAACACCAGAAAUGA